ACCACGGGCUGUUGGCGCAUGCUGUGGCGGCUGUGACCAAUGCACUGGUGCGGCAGUGGGCUGUUGGUGCAGGUGCAGUGUGCUACCAGUUCACUGCGUGCGCGCUAGCGUUAUGGUGGGCCCUUGUAAACCUUCGGUGGUUGUGCAAAACCGUCGUAAAUGUGGCUAAGGCUGAUAUUGUGGAAUGCGUGACAUGCACCCCAGCUGAGGAGCUUCAAAAUGCAUGUCCGUGUCAGCAGCAACGACAUGUCGUUUGGUGGGACUAUGAACCUAACGACAAAAAAGGAAGUGGAGCACAAGUGGAAAGAUAUUCCCAAUGGGGCAUCUACUGUUCCUGCCAGUCGGUUUCACAGCUACCAUGGACGUAACCUCAUUUUGUGCGACAACAACAUGGUUGCCUACCGCAAGACGAGCUUUGCCCAUGCCUUGGCGUUCUCUGAGCAACCACUCCUUCCAGGCGAAAUCUUCCUUCUAGAGAUAGCACAAAAUGAGCGAGGAUGGAGCGGCCACAUGCGACUUGGCUUAACUCAGCAUAAUCCCGGUUGCCACUUCCCACUGCCCCAGUAUGCUUUGCCAGAUUUAGCCAACAUGGGCCACUCCUGGGUUUUUGCCAUUCACAACUCGGAACUGGACUCUGAGCAUCUUGGCAGUUCACCUUACGAACGGCUUGACCCUUCCACAUCAGUUUUAGGCACUGGUGAACACAUCUACACAAGCCGGGGUGUUGUUCCCCGGAGCAUGUUGCUUCCGACAAAGCGACCUAGGGCACCUGUGGGUGGUGAGGACGGUGUCGCAGACUUUUCUGGUGAAGGGACUUCAAUCAGCUCUGGCCUCGGCAGUUGUGGAAAGUCAAGCAUUCUUCCAACGGAUGUCGGAAGUCGAAUUGGUGUCAUGUAUGUGACCAGGGGUCAGUCAGCUGAUAUGCACUUCAUCAUCAAUGGGGAAGACCAGUUGUAUGCAACAGAUAUCCCUCACCAAGAUGCCCCUCUCUAUGCUGUUGUAGAUGUCUAUGGCACCACCAAGCAUGUUCGCAUUGUGCAGCUUUAUGGUGUGGUGGCAUCUUUGCAGAGUGCCUGUCGUGAUGCCAUCCUUCAACAUAUAUCAAGCUGUGCUGUGCGGACUUUGCCACUUCCACGCAAGCUCAAAGAGUACCUGUGUUAUCACUCAUCACGGCCACAGUAAGCACUUUGCAGCGACUCCAGCUGAAGACCACUACUUCUGCCUCAUAAUAACAAAAAUCCUUGAUAAUUUCAGAGCUUUUUCUCAAACAAGUUGUUGUUAUUGUUGGUGUUGUCUUAGAUAGGAUUGUGCCUAUGCAAUUCCUGUCAUAAGGGCUUUCUCCCUCUGUGCCAUGCAAAUGGAUCUUUUGUUAUCUGUGCAGUAUUGAACUGUUUCAUAAUGUUAUGAAGUCUAUUAUUUAUCUUGCACAUACACAGUUACUACUGGUUGUUUUCAAUGGUUGCAGUUAGGUUUUGAAGUAUCUUUAUCACUGUAUGCCGCACUUUUUGAGGUGGUGGUAGCUAAACGAAUAGGAAGCACGAACUCACAAAUUUCAUUAACAUUUCUGGUCUAGGGACCUGCGCUACGAUGUUUCUGAAUUGUGCUUGUAUGUGUGGGCACCCCUAAGCCAGAAUUUUUUCCACGUAGUGACCAGUGAUUGUUGUCCAGAGUAUUCUGCAGUGUGUUUAGUGAGCCUAUUGUAUUUUCAUAUGCACUACAUUACCUAAUAGCUUAGCACCAAUUGCUGAGCACGUGUAUUAUGGGAUUUUUCCACUGUAAACCCUUGUAGGGGCAAUAUAUGAGGUGUGUCCAGCCACCAUGCUGUCUUUGACCAUGCUUUCUAAGCAUUUUUAGUAAACUGAAUGUUAAAUGUUGUUCUGCACUGUGCUGAUGUUUGUUUUGUAAGGUACUACUGAAGACAGUGAAAUGUAGCCAGUAAAAGCCUUGUGGAGAUAAUUUUUAUGGCUAGUUACAUGGAGAAAUAUUAUUGAAUAUUAUAGUUGCUUGCACUUGAGAAGUAAGUUGUUUGAGUGAUGUGAAAGUAAUACAUUAUAGUUUUAUGUCUGCCUCAUUUCUGAUGUCUGUAGAAUAGUGUGUGUUGACUGGAGGUUAUCUUAGCAAUGUUCAAGAUGUCAAACCUGUUAUAGGCGAUAAUAGAGUGUUUUGAAAAUUCAGGUAGAAGUUACUACACCCCAUGUUUGUCCACAUGCCCUUAUUCAUAUAAUUGCCCCUCUCUCUUUUUCUCACUCUUUCUUUUUUUUUUGUUACUUGCCACACUUACUCCUGACCUGGAAUAAAAAUAUGGUUGUUGUCAAAGCCUGUUGCUAUCUUGAACAGCAAGGCUUUGAAUUUUUGCAGUUGAAAUCUCAGCGCUUAGGUUGUUAUCAAUUGUUAUUGUUAUGAACUGCUUGCUGAGGUGUGCCAACAUAGAGUAAACAUAUAUUUACAGAGUACUGUUGUUGGGUAGUUGUCUGUAAAUACUAGCUAACACUAUUUAUGCCUUUCAUGUGUGUGUGUGUGUGUGUGUGUGUGUGUGUGUGUAGUUGUUCCAUAGAGUGACAUAAUGAGGUUGUGGCUGUGUGAACUCAUGGGUGUGUAGUUUGUUCACUUGAGGUCACAUGCUGCAAUGGUCUCGCACAAGGCGCAUUACUUCAGCAUUGUUAUAUUGCCAUGUAAGUGCUGUGGCUUGUUGUGUAUAAAAUAAUAGGCACUGUGUAAGCAUCACUCAAUCAGUCCUACUGAACGACUUUGCAUGAUUAGAAUAGGCACUAUUGUUGGGCAUCUUCUUUGUAGCUUCUUUGAAAAGUGCAUGCGUGCUUGCAACUUCACUUUUUGAAUGCUUUCAUUAUGAGUGGCGUGUUGAUUUGAGCACAGGUACAAAUAAAUGUACCGUAAAUUAAGCGGAGGACACAGCUUUCUAAUCGUGAAACAUGGCCAAGAAAUAAUUUUUUUAGAAAUCAAAUGCCAUAUUUAUUAGAUUAUAAGGUGGUCAUGAUUAUAAGCCAAGGGUGCUGUUGGGGGAUCCAAGAAAAUGAACUUGGGUAUGUACGCUAAUAUAAGGCGAUAUGAGUAGCUGACAGAUUAUUCAGAGUUGGCAGGGAUUGCCUGAAAUACCAAAUAGAAGCCCCGGGAAUGAUCAGUGUGGGUUAUAUGUGAAUUUCGCUUUGAGUUGUGACUUCACGGUACCAUUGCACGUGUCUCUAUGGAAAGCGUACUUCCCAGUCUUCAAAUUGCCUGCAUCGGCCGGCUGCUCCAGGCAGCAGUGAGUGCAUGAGGAGCAAAAGUUUCAAGGUCUUGCGAAAGUUCCUGAUUGGCAGCACCCACCAUGUGACUGCAGCACGCUUCCCCUUUGGUUCCCCUAGCAACUGGCAUGAAGAUUGCCAGCUCUUUUUACUGAUGAGCCACUGAACUCUCACAAAAUGUCAAGAUCAACACAACAUAGUUUCAGCAUCGGAUCUCGCCUGUAAUAAUGUCCCGGCGACCGUUAAAGUAGAAAUACAAGACAGUGCAUAAAUUUAGCUGUUGUAAACGGAAGUCGGCAAUAACUAAAAUGUAGGCUGCUCCUGCAACUUCUGAAAACAGUGCCAGUGACAUGCAGCACAACGUGGACAUGCGGUCCAGCACCUUAAGCUUGCAUGGAACAUUGUAUGCGCGCAUAGGCAACUCCGUUCGGGCGCAUCUGGAGCCAUGUUUUGUACCAGCAGAAACAUUCGAUCAUCGUUAUGUGCAUAUUGCGGACGCUUCAAAUGUUUGGCCUGGCACAUCGUGCAGGGUCAUGACGCCCUCUACCAGCAUCAGUAGUACAAUUCCGGUUCAGUUACAACCUUGUUUUGUGUCACUGAAAGCAUCUUGUGAAUAUGCUGAGACAUUUAAAUGUCUCUAAGUACAUGCUGGCGACUGAGCUCAAUAUGAUGUGGACGGGUGAGGGUGAAUCAUUUCGGACUUUCGCCCGAGUGUGAAUUCUUUCUUGUACAAUGCACAUUUCUAGAUGCAUUUCUCAGCAGUGCUUUGUGCCAACAAUGCACUGUCUGGACUAAAGGUUGAGCAAGGUGCAAAGCAUGCUUUGGCAGUGAAGAUGGUGCUAACUAUUGCUGGAUGCAGUGCAGUCGUUAAUGAGUGAUGGUCACUGUGAACGGAAGGUAGCAAGAGAUUUUGAGGUAAAUCUUGGGGCAAUGCAAGCUAUUAAAACCACUGGAAAAAGAGCAACUGCACUGACUGAUUUUAGUUGGUGAUGAAUGUCUCACUUUGAGGGUUACACCACAAAAGGUUCCGAAAAGACCUCAAGGUAGAAUUUUAGCUUGAUGGCGAGGCUGCUGCGACUUAUGUUUUUUCUGAUGCUGUUGUGAAUUAGGCGGAACCAACAUCCACAAAAAUGUGACAGUGGUGUACGAUGGAAUGUGGAUAACACGUUGUCAUACAUCCCACAUAGGUGUGGCACCGCGAUAGAGUUUUACACAGGGUUGGUGUUCUACGGCGUUUUGCUGUCGGACUGCUGUCUGCUAGGAUGCACAUGUGUGCCAAAAACUGUCGGUGCUAACUAUGGCCAAAUGUAUGUGGAGGCAGCACUAAUACUAUUCAGGUGUUCAGUUGAAAACUACGGCUUGAGCUACACAUUGUCUGUGGUGGCGAUAGCUGAACUUUCUUGGCACAGUGUGAGUGCAAGAUUUAUAGUUUGUAGCCCUCACAAAAGAAGAUUACAUCAACCGUGUAAAAAAAGAAAAGGAUGAGAACAACUGUAAGGAGAAAAAAUUAGUACAACCAAAUUUUUUCAAUAUAUCAUUGAAAGUUUUAUGGAAGCA
Messenger RNA from Dermacentor albipictus, 4799 nucleotides. RefSeq names its product neuralized-like protein 2. The record is from RefSeq and is a predicted model, not a curated record. Gene Ontology annotation, biological process: intracellular signal transduction. Gene Ontology annotation, molecular function: ubiquitin protein ligase activity. NCBI's taxonomy places the organism in Eukaryota, Metazoa, Arthropoda, Arachnida, Ixodida, Ixodidae.